AUGGGAGUAGUUUGUGAGUUCCGAAUGAUGGCAAAUAAUCGUAUACCUUCGGGGCCGAAUACGCCUGGGAGUCAACAGACUCCUACACAGCAAGGAAUCAAGAUAUUUAUACAGAGGGAUUAUUCCGAGGGCACUGCAGUAAAGUUCCAGACUCGUUUCCCGCCAGAACUGGAAGAUCGAAUAGAUCGCCAAACCUUCGAGUAUACAAUGGAACGGCUGAACGAACACUUUGAAAUGGCAGAGACAGCUGACUGCAGUACAUACUGUGAAGGCUGCCUGGCCUGUCUUACUGCCUACUUCAUAUAUAUCUGCACCGAGACACAUUAUGAAAAGCACCUAAGGAAAGUAUCAAAAUUCAUAGCGACACAAAACGAAAGAGUUUACAAUCCGCGCGGGAUUCACAUCACAGACCCAAUCCUAAGGGGGCUACGGGUCAUAGAGAUCACUGUCAUUGACGUACCGAACUGUCAAAGUCCGACUGGCAACUCGAACAAUCAAAUGAGGCAUACAUGACCACCACAGGAAAAUAGGGAGUUCUUCAUGUAACCAACAAGACUCUUCUUGAUGUAAGGAUUUGGCUCUUAUCCGGGAAAAUAAGGUUUGUUUUUCUGAUUACAAACGUCAAAACAAUGUUUGACAGCUGUCAUUAAUUUGUGACGUUUAAUUUUAGGAUAGUAUUUUUGACAGCUGGUUGUUUUGAUAAUGUGACACCUAAUUUACUAAUUAGUUGACUUUAUUAUAUUCCCAUUAUGUGAUUACAUUUAUUUUUAAAAUCAUUUGUGUGUUUUGACGUCUCAGUACCUAUCAG
This is a messenger RNA of Spodoptera littoralis (African cotton leafworm), 808 nucleotides long. Lineage: Eukaryota; Metazoa; Arthropoda; Insecta; Lepidoptera; Noctuidae. The record is from the annotation of a GenBank genome assembly.